Exophiala mesophila is the source of this 1250-nucleotide messenger RNA. RefSeq lists its product as uncharacterized. The transcript has 4 exons. Gene Ontology annotation, cellular component: cytoplasm; mitochondrion; cytosol. The coding region runs from base 129 to 704 and encodes 191 amino acids. The record is from RefSeq and is a predicted model, not a curated record. Gene Ontology annotation, biological process: cellular response to oxidative stress; cell redox homeostasis; hydrogen peroxide catabolic process. NCBI's taxonomy places the organism in Eukaryota, Fungi, Ascomycota, Eurotiomycetes, Chaetothyriales, Herpotrichiellaceae. Gene Ontology annotation, molecular function: thioredoxin peroxidase activity.
CGAUUCCCCAAGAGCUGCGUUUACGGAGUACUUCGUCAUCCUUCAAACCAUUUGGAAUUAUACCAUCUACCAAACGCACCUGCCCACGCCAUUGUCAACCAUUUCAAUCCUUGAAUUUCCUUUCUAAAAUGUAUCUCCGAUCUCUUCUGCGCUCCUCCCAACCUCGUCUCUCUGCAACCUUACCCACCAAACCAUCCCCCUCUCGUCUCGCGAGACCCUUCCAUUCCACCGCCGCAGCUAUGGUCAAAGAAGGUGACGCCGUUCCUAAUGUCGAGCUUUUCGAAACAUCUCCGGGCAACAGGGUCAACUUGUCGAAAGAGCUCGCAUCAGGCAAGGGCCUCGUGAUUGGAGUUCCUGCUGCUUUCUCCCCGACUUGCACCGGCAACCAUGUUCCAGGAUACAUCGCCAGUGACAAGUUGAAGACCGCUGGCAAGGUUUUUGUCGUCUCAGUCAACGACGCCUGGGUCACCAACGCAUGGGGCAAGACGCUGGAUGAGAACAAGUCGAGCGGUAUCCGCUUCAUCGCCGAUCCUGCCGGAGAAUUCACACAGGCAUGGGAUGUGGCUUUCGACACCACUGCCAUUACCGGCAACUAUCGCAGCAAACGCUAUGCCAUUGCCACUGAGGAUGGAAAGGUUGUCAAGGUCGCGAUCGAGCCCGACAAUACCAGCCUGACAAUCUCGGCUGCCGACAAGUUCUUGUAAUUGUACAGCUGCUCGGGUCGUGUGGCCAGCCAAUGUGGGGUCUGUGAGUCUUGAAAGAUUAUAGAAAAUAAGCAGACUUGAAGAGACGAAAAGAGUCGAUACCACUUAAUACGACACUGAUUGCAUCAUUGUUCAAUCUCGGGAGUCCCCACCGCUUCGUCUCGAGUCUCAUCCAGCACUCUUCCCUCUGACAAUGUGUGCAGCCCCAAUGCACCGCUUCUGCCCGGGACGGACAGACACGAGACCCGUCUGUUCGCGAUCAAGGUCCUUCAAGAUGGGUACACUAGGAGAUGUUACCUCGGUGCUUGGGUCAAUCGAAACCUGUAAUCUCUCCACGCAUUACUGUAGCACAUCUAUUUAGGUCAAGAGCGCUCUGACUUCGGCACCAGUCCGUGGAUAUAGGUCUCUAAGGGAUUCGGGUGAGCCAAGGUCUCCUGGUCCGUCUUUGGCAGCAUCUCUAGUUUCAUCGACGAUGGUUGAUCCAGCCUGGACGUCGACCAUCUCCAACAUGGCCUCUAGCUCGUCGAAGUCGGCGCAGAAGCGGUC